CUGAGGCCACCAAGGUGGAAUUCUCUAAUGCGAUGGACUUAUUCUGCCACACCGGAUCUGGCAAAGAUCACCAGUCCUCAUCGUCCACUCACCCUGAGGUGCUCCCUGAGGAAGUGGAACCUUCAAAGGAACCCUCGACUAAAGAUGGGAAAGAAGAAAGAAGGAAAGCUGUGACUACACGAAGACAUGAUGAUGGUGCUGAGGAUGGAGCUCUGCCACAUCCGUCCCCCACAAGUUCUCGUCCCCCACAAGUUCUUUUGCACCGAAAGAAAGCACAAAGACAUGAUGACGAUGGGAGUGAUGGUGAUGAUGAGAGUGAUGGUGAUGAGGAUGGAGCUCUGCCACAUCCAUCCCCCACAAGUUCUCGUGUUCAGCGCCGAAAGCAAGCACAGAGACAUGAUGAUGAGGAUGGAAACAAGCAACCCACAAACACCACAAGACAGAAGAGUGUAAAGAAAACUGCAGCUAAACGAAAGUACCAUGUUGAUGCUGCUGCUGCUGCUGAUGAUGAUGGAGAGAGGCAAAACGUCUCAUCCAGAAGACCAACUGUUAAGAGACUUAAGAAGACUGCAAAUAAAACACAACACAAUGAUGACGGUGUUCCAAAAGUGCGAACAAGGCGACGCUGGUCUUUUGAGGAGAGGACUGCAGUCCAGCGAAGGAUGGCACGGUUUGUUGCUCUCAGGAAAGUACCAGCAAAGAAUGACUGCCUGCUCUGCAUCGAGAAAGAGUCUCCAGUGCUUAGCACCAGAACAUGGAAGGAUGUUAAAUACUGUGUCUAUAACGAAAUUCUUAAAGUGGAGAAAAUGCUGGGGGUCUAUGACUCAUGUUUCUCUAGUGUUUAGAGAUUUGAUGCAGAUAUGUUCUUUAAGAUCCAGUCUGCUGGCUACAAGC
Molecule: messenger RNA, 894 nt
Organism: Epinephelus fuscoguttatus (brown-marbled grouper)
Lineage: Eukaryota; Metazoa; Chordata; Actinopteri; Perciformes; Serranidae
Exons: 7
Coding region: 33-845 (270 amino acids)
Source: RefSeq, a predicted model, not a curated record